Cicer arietinum (chickpea) is the source of this 2022-nucleotide messenger RNA. RefSeq names its product patellin-6-like. Lineage: Eukaryota; Viridiplantae; Streptophyta; Magnoliopsida; Fabales; Fabaceae. Gene Ontology annotation, molecular function: lipid binding. The record is from RefSeq and is a predicted model, not a curated record.
AUGCAUCAAAAUACACUCCAAUACUUCUUCACACUCUCUUCCAAAACAGCGCGUGAACUCACUCUCUCCACACUCCACUUCCUCAAAACCACAUUCAAAUUUCUCCACAAAACAAGCACACCACUACAUUAACCAACCAACCUCACUCAAAAAAACACUCUCUGUGUUCUGUCUCAAAUAACAACAGAAAAAACAAAACUAAGAAAGUUCAAAUCUUUUUGAUAGAAUCACCAACCCUCAAAACCUCAAAACCAACCUUAAUUUUCAAUUUUCAUACAGAGAUUCCAUCGGGUAUCUCUAAAAAUCCAAACUUGAUGAUGGAUAAUUCUUCACCAACAUCUCUCUCAUCACCUCUCUCUCUCCAAAACCAAAAAACACCCUUUCAAGACCCACCACAAGCAUCACCAAAACCAUACAAAAAAACCUUAAUCUCAUCUCUAAUGGGUACUACCACCAAUCUAAGAACCUCUUCCUUUGAAGAAGACAAUUACUUUGUUACCCUUCUCAAAUCCUCAGAGAAAAAAGCACUUCAAGAACUAAAAAGAAAACUCAUUGAAACAACAACAAAAACUUCUUCAAAUGGAGUUGAACAUGAAAUUUCAAUGUGGGGUGUUUCUCUUGUUAGUGAAGAUGAUAGAGCUGAUGUAAUACUCUUGAAGUUUCUAAGAGCAAGAGAUUUCAAAGUUAAUGAAGCACUAAUCAUGAUUCUAAAGUGUUUAACUUGGAGGAAAGAGUUUUGUGCUGAUAACAUAGUUGAUGAAGAUUUGAGUGAUUUCAAAGAGCUUGAAGGUGUGAUAGCUUAUAUGCAAGGACAUGAUAGAGAGGGACAUCCUGUGUGUUACAAUGCUUAUGGUGUUUUUAAGGAUAAGGAUAUGUAUGAAAGGAUUUUUGGAGAUGAAGAGAAGCUUAAGAAGUUUCUUAGGUGGAGAAUUCAAGUUCUUGAAAGAGGGAUUAAGCUUCUUCAUUUUAAGGCUGGUGGUGUUAAUUCUCUUAUUCAAGUUACUGACCUUAAAGAUAUGCCUAAAAGAGAGCUUAGGGUUGCUUCUAACCAUAUCCUCUCAUUGUUUCAAGAUAACUACCCAGAAAUGGUUGCCAAAAAGAUUUUCAUCAAUGUGCCAUGGUACUUCAGCAUGUUGUAUUCAAUGUUUAGUCCUUUUUUAACUCAAAGGACUAAAAGCAAAUUUGUGAUCUCAAAGGAAGGAAAUGCUGCAGAGACACUCUACAAAUUCAUUAGACCUGAAGAUAUUCCUGUUCAAUAUGGAGGACUGAGUAGGGUCAGUGAUUUGCAAAAUGGUCCCCCAAAACCGGCCUCUGAAUUCACUGUCAAAGGAGGGGAGAAAGUGAAUAUACAAAUAGAAGGAAUUGAGGGGGGUGCAACUAUCACUUGGGACAUUGUUGUAGGAGGUUGGGACUUAGAAUACAGUGCUGAGUUUGUUCCAAAUGCUGAAGGAAGCUACACUAUAGCAGUUGAGAAGCCAAGAAAAAUUGGAGCCUCAGAAGAAGCAAUUCACAACUCAUUCACAUCAAAAGGAUCUGGAAAAAUGAUACUCUCGGUUGAUAACACUUCGUCGAGGAAGAAAAAAGUCGCUGCUUAUCGAUAUGUUGUCCGCAAAUGCUGCACCACUUGAGAGAUUGUCAUUAAGCGCGUGUUUUGAAACAUUAAUUUCUUAAGUAGGAACAUGUGGUGGCCUUAAAGCUACCGCAUGAUGAUUGAAUUUCUAACAUGUUUUGAAACACUUGCGAAGAUUCAAUUAGUUUUACAUUUAAACUUUUGCUAAUGAUGCUUUUUUUUUUUAACUUUUAUUUGAAGAGUCACAUUUAUGCUUAUGAACUUGUCAUAUGUUUAACUUUAGAGUUAUUAAUUAACUAGUAGUGUUGUAUGUAAAAAUGAGAACAAUGGUGGUAGUAAUAGUUUAUUGCUUGCUAUAGAAGAAAAGCAAUUAAGUUUGCUUACAUAGCAUAACAUGUUACUGUUUGUUAUGACCUUUUCAGUGGAUUUUGGGACAAUUACAACAUUGUGUA